UUUUUUUUUGUUUUUUUUUUUUUUACAUCUUUUUUUAAUAAGAUGUUUCGUGUUUUUGAGAAAGGAUCGAUAUAUGUCUUAUAAUGUCUUUCACGAAUACGAUCAGUUUUAUUUAUUCAUUGAAAAGAUUUUUAUUUUAUUUUAUAAUUUUAUGGUAUAUGUACGAUUGAAAUGAUGAAAUUUUUUAUGGAAAGAAAGUAUGAAAUUUUUUUGUUGGAAUUGGAAUUUUAUUAAUUGUUAUAUAGUCAAUGUUUAUGUGUCCAUUAAGAAACCAUUGACGAUCUUUUUUUCUUUUUUUUUUAAUAUUGAUUGUCAUUUUUAUUAUAAUGUGAAUUUUUUUUUACAAUAUUAAGAGACUAUUUGAUAUAACAGCUAUAAAUUGAUGGCUCUUUUUUUCUCUUAAAUUUUUAUUCGGAUGGAUUUUGAUUGUUACGUAAUUGAUUACGAGUCGAUUACAUAUUACCAUAUUACCAUAUUACCAUUAUUUAGUUUGUGCAUUGAGAUUAUUAAGCAACGAGGAAAUAUCAUUAUUAUGAUGCAAAUUUUUUUAUACAUAUACAUACUUUGUGUAAUUUUCUUCAAUAGAAUUUUUAAAGCUUCCAGUAUAAAGCUUUGAAGUCUUGAUCAAGAUAUUGCAUGUCGUAUAAAAAAUCUUUAUGCAUAUAUAUAUAUUUUUUUUUUGAUUAAAUAUCUUUAUUUCAUUGUUGUUAUUAUUAUUUCUUUUCCUUGCAACGAAGACACCUUUCUAUCUUAUUUCAUUUUUAUUUGAACUCCAUUAAUCGAAACAUCAUUGGUUUAUUUAAAUUAUAAUAUAUCCAAAGUUACAUCAUACAUUUCUUUAUACGUGAAAUUUAAAUCAUUUUGUGGAAUAACAUAACCAGCAUGUUUUGAUAAUAUUUCCCGUUUAAAUUAAAUGGAAUUAACACGUAUUACCAACGAUGUUAAUGGAACCUUUUAUGUCGAGAGAUUAUCUUAAGUGAGUUUUUUUUUUUUACUUUAUGCACAAUGUUUGUGCAGUCAGUGACUCUAAUUAUUAUAACAACGUGUAAUGUGUACCCUUGUUCUUGGUUAUUAUACCUUCAAGUUAAUAGCGGGGAACAAUGUAAGAGAUUAUAGUUAUCAAAAACUUCUUUGUCCCGUAAGAUUGUUUCCUUCGUGAAAUUUUAAUAAUACCAAUUGGAUUUUUAAUUUAUAAAUCUUGUCUUCUCGCGUGUCAAAGUGUCAAGUGUAAAUAUAAGCGAUGAAAUUUGCUAAUCAUCAUAAAUUAUUAAAUUUAGACGAAAUCAAACUUUGAUUCUUAUCAUCGUGAAAUGAAAAUAUCGCCGUCAUAUUACGAAUAUUUUCGAAUUAAUUUAUCCCAUAUUGCUUCUAUCUCUUCGCAAACAUUCUCAAUCUCUCGAUGAAAAUAAAAAGAAAAACAUUUAUCUCUUCUCCUCCUCCAAAGAACCAUCCGUAAAACAUUCGUUCCCUCCUUGAUCAGAAUUAAAUUCUCACUCAGAUACGGAGCCCAUCUUCGUAAAAAUUGCAAAAGCGAGUUCUUCAAAUUUCUCCUCGCGCAUCGAAACUCGAAACGACUCACCCUGUAUAUAUUCCCGCCGGGUGUAUUCCCAUCUGUUCCCAGUGUCCAUGGGGUCCCACGGGCAUCUCCCACCCCGUGACGCCACGUAAGUCGACUGAUCGUUCCCUCCCCCUGCGUAUCCCCUCCCCUCCAUUCCAGCGCGACGACCCUCCAACGGCCCCUAUUCAAAGUCUUCGUCCGGCGUCUGUCGGCAGUCAGUCGCGGGGCAUCCGUCGUGGAGCGCGUGUCUCCCUCUCGCGCGUUUCGAGCCGUCGUCGGGAGUUUCGAACCCCUUCCCGUCUCAUCCGUACCCUUCGAACAAAGAGAUUUUCGACAACGUAGGAAAAUUCCGCACAAGGAGGAAGACGCUCUUCCAUUUUCCAUCUUGUUACUACAAUAGGUGGUUCUCGCGUGUGUUUUUCGUGUAUUUCUACGGCUAUAAUAGAAGGAACUACGUGCAACAGGUUACAGAUUAUAAAUAUUUUCAUCGGUAUUUGUUGAUGUACACAUUGACUCCCUGAGAAUUCCCUGUGAGUUCUUUGAACAUUUCUGUGAAUUGUGACGGAUUGUGCCAAGUUUCUACGAAGAAGACACUGUUUAUAAGAGGGAUUUUCGACGAGGGAAUUCGUUUAGUGUGACUCGAAGAGGAAGGAUUCAUAUAUUCGAUAGGAUAUUGGAUAGGAUCUAUGCGGAUAUAGAGAUAGAUAAAAAUAGAAGAUUUCAAAUUAAUCGUGAUAUUAUUGCUUCCCCGCUUCGUUUUCCCGAAGUCGUAAAUUAAAACGAGCGCUCCCCAAAAUAAUCCCGAUUAUUUUUAUCUCGUGUAUCGUGCAUUACUCGAGACGAGGAAGAAAGAUAGGGGAAAAGAGGAAAAGAGAGAAAAAAGUGGAAGAAAGUCGAAGUGAAGAUCGGGGUGGGAGGAAUUGGAAGGAACAGUGGGAAAAAUAAAAAUCUUCGAGGUUGUCUCGAAGGCCAGGCUACCUGGCACGGUAUAAUCGGGAGAGAAGAAAGUUCGUCUGGGUUCUACAGUUCCGGUUUUCGAGACCGUUGCCUACAUUUCUCGAUAUAAGAGCGCUCGUCCUUUUUGUAUCAUCAUAUUUCCAAUUUUUUUCUCGCGAAAUUUUUUCGAAUAAAAUAUACGUAUAUAUACUGGGAGAAGGGGGUGGAAGAGGUAAGAAGCGGAAUGCCGGCUCGUUAAUGAUCUUCGCGCGCCUCUUCGCGGUGGAAACGGAAGGAAUGAGAGGCGCCGCGGGUGAAGUUCCUUGGUGCCGAUUGAAUGGAGUUACUUCGAAGAGGUUUUGACUGUCUCUCGUGCCGACCGACUCGUCCUUCUAGAAACGCAGCAUCGUUGCACAUCCGCGUGAGUGGAGUUGGGUCUACAAAAGCAGCGUGUCCCGAUCGAUACGCAGCUAGUCGAUCAGUAUGAUGUUGCAGAACUGUAGCGGCGGUGGAUCCAGGUGCGCCAGACGCGCUCUGAUAUUUGUAUUUGCCUGGGGUCUGGUAAUGAUCGCAGCUGUACAAUUCCGUCACGUGGAAAACAAUCUUAGAGAGACACCAACGGCUGAGGAUUCCACUAACGAAUUGCUGAUCGACGAUAUCUACAGUCGACAUGAAACACUGAACAAUCAUGGAUCUUCGAGUCUUGGUCUAUCCAGAUACCUGUUGCAAAGAUCUUCAGCAGACUCCAGUUUCUCGAAUUCUGGUGGUUCAAGCCUUCUAACCACUUUGACCACUAUAUCCAACAAUUCGACCAGAAAUCCUUUAGAUUUAGAGCCACUAUUAGACAAAAGACCUGCGAAAACAGAGGAAGAAUUAAUUCAAGAAAUAGAACAAAGAUUACCUAGUCUUCCUUUAUCUUACUGGAACAAAAAUAGCAAAUAUUCUGGUAAUCAGGGGAAGAUUAAAGGCAAUAAUAGUUGUUCCAAUUUAAAAUAUCCCUCUAUCUAUGAUAUAGAAUUCAAUAAUGUUUACUGGCAAACAAUGAGGACCAGUAAUGGUACCUUUCAAUUAUUUGGUGCUUUUUAUGACCAUAGAAAAUUAUCUAGAAUAGGCCCAGCAAUUAGAAUUGUUGGAAUGAUUGAUAGAAUUGAACCUAUUGUAAAAACUCACUGUCAGUUAUGGUAUGAUGGGGAAAGGGAACCCAAGAUUGUUGAAACUUUAGAAUACAAAUAUAUUUGGUAUCCUAAAUGGGGCAACUAUAAACAGGGAAUUUAUCAGCCUUAUGUAAUUGCCUGCAAAAUCCCACAAACUCAUUGGUUGAAGGGACCUCCAGCCUCAGUUUCCAUGGUAGAAAAACCAUGUGAAACUCCCAGCAAUAAUCUUAGAGUGAUAUACAAUAAGCCUGAAUAUAAAAAAGAUUUUGCUGUUUGUGUAAAAGGAUUAGAUUUUCUUCAUGAAGAUCUAUCUGUCAGAUUGGUUGAAUGGAUAGAGUUAAUCACUCUAUUAGGUGCAGACAAAAUCUUCUUCUACCAGUUACAGGUUCAUCCUAAUGUGACCAAAAUUCUGGAUUAUUAUCAGAAGCUAGGUAAAGUUCAUGUUACUCCAUUAACUCUUCCUGGUGGACAACCUAAUGUGCCUGCCUUCCAACAUAUGUAUCUGACUAAAAAGACCAAUCAUAAGAGACAGAAUGAACUGAUUCCUUAUAAUGAUUGUUUAUAUAAACAUAUGUAUGAGUAUGAAUAUAUAGCUCUGUUAGAUGUAGAUGAAGUAAUAAUGCCAGUGAAAGAUGGUACAUGGCAGAAUUUGAUGAAAAGAGUAUUGACAAAAGCAUUUAAAAUUAGAAAUGAGACAAGAGCCUCAUAUAAUGUGAGAAACGUAUAUUUCCUAGAUGAUUUGCUGCAUUCUCAUGGAUAUUUUAAAAAUAUACCAAAGUAUAUGCACAUGUUGCAGCAUGUUUAUCGCUCGAAGAACUUUACCAAACCUAAUCAAUACAUCAAGUGCUUCCAUAAUCCGGAAAGGGUGGUAACUUUGCACAAUCACUUUCCUUUAGCUUGUUUGGGCGCUGGAUGCACCAGUUAUCCUAUAGAGACCGAAGAUGCUCAACUUCAGCAUUAUCGGGCCGACUGCGUGAAAUCGUUGAGAAAAACUUGCGUCGAGUAUCGAGAAAACAGCGUGUUGGAUACUACGAUAUGGCGAUACAGAGACCAAUUAAUCGAAAGGGUCACCAGGACGUUGGAAACUCUUGGUUUUUUUGGACCAAGCUAGCGCAAACAAGAUGGAACGAGUCUUUGUGCUAUUGACGACGAAGCUUGAAAUCGUUUAGAAUCAUUUCCUUCGUUCGUCUAGUUUCUUUUCAUUGAAGUUUUUCAAAUUUGCUACUUGAAUAGUUGUUGGAAACCGUAUGCUUCGUGGAUGAAGGAUUUUUAUAAAAUUGAAUAUCUUAUUUUUUUUCUUUCUAUUAUAUUUUCUAAAACCAAGGAUCUAUGCCAAAAAUUUAUUAUAAAAAUAAUCUUUCUAUAAAAGUAUUAUAUAUUUUUUUUUAUAAUAAUGAUAUUUUGCAGUUUCUUAAAAAUUAUACAAUAUAUAUUUUGAUUUUAAAACUAAUGAAGUAUAAAUGAAGUAUAAAUGAUCCUUGAAUGGAAAGCGCGAAGCAUUUAUUCGUUGACCAACACAUUCGAGGACAAAAUGGCUGUGUAAUCGGAUGGAAUAUAUGACAACGAUUAGAAUAAAGCGUAGAAUAAGGAUAGCGUUAACGAUUUUUCAAUUUGUGCCACUAGAUGAAGAAACGUAUUCGCGAAUUGUAAAUUGAAUGCUGUCUUUGCUCAACGCCCUUCGAGAUAAUCGCGAUAUCGAUCGAUUCUUGAGUUAAUUAUUUUUUCAAUGCAUUCGAUAUAUUUCUUAUAAAAUCGAAUAUUAUCGAAUACAUAUACCUGUACUCGAACAAUCGAAACAAAUUCGUUUCAAAGUAAAAAGGCACAAAGCAAAAUAUUUUAUUUUGAGUGAUCAUGUUAUUCAUUCAAAUAAUCUAAUUUUAUCAAAAAAUUAGUAUUUGUAUUAUAUUUAUCUGUAAUGUAUUGUAUAUCAUUAAAUUAUAUUAUUGACAUAUUUAGAAAUGUUCGAAUAUUAAAUUUGAUUAAUUCGAAUAUUUUAAACUGAAGAAACAUGAUCAAAAAGUAUGUUUUGAAAAUUAAAUUAAAAUUAAAAUUAAAAUUAUUAAAGUGGCAUUUAAUUGUCAGAAAAAUUAAUUAUUUUUGAUUUUAUUGAUUAUUAUUGAUAAUUGUUGAUUUCGAUUCGAAUACUUUUAAAUAAUCGAAAUUUAUUUUAACAAAUGAAAAUUUUUCAAAUGUAUCGACUGAAUUUGUAUUAGCGAAUAUCUCGAGUGAGUCGAAAAUAUAAUAGGAAUUUGAAAGUUUGAUUUACUUAAAAAAUUUAAAAACCGAAAACAAAUAAUUAUUUUAAAAAAUCUUUUGUAUUGUGUAUCUCGAAUUUCAGAAAAAAGAAUGAUCAGGAAAAGGAAUGGAAUAUAAUCAAAAGCGAGAUCUAAUAAUCUGGCUUUUUCUAUUUAUCACUUUCAAUGAAAUUCGAUAGAAGAUAGUGAAAAAAUAAUUAUUUUUAUUGUUUCUAAACGAUUUGUGUGAAGCUUCUUUAUGUUUUUAUUAAUUGUACCUUAAUUUAGCCAUUUAUUGGUCCUGUAUCGAAUAAUUCGAGUAUUUUAUAUCGAUUAAUCGAAUAUAAAUAUAUACUCGUAAGAAUAGAAAUAGGUUAGGAAGGAUGUUGUUACAUUUUAUUCUAAAAAAAAGAAAAAAUUAUGGAUCAAUAGAAUGAUACAGGAUAUCGUUUCUUGCUAUCGAUCAUAUGACAGGAAAAUGCAUUUAUCGAUAGACGUCGAUGCUAUUUAAAUGAAUUGCACAACCGUACGACAUUAGUAUUAAUUAGGUUAUUAUCCUAUCUAAAGACUAGGACUUGCAGUAUCCGUAGUUCGCGUACGUUUUAUUUUUCUCUUUUUUCCCUUUUUUUUCGUUUCCUCGCAUUAAACGGAAAUUCUCUGUAAAGAGAGAUUCAUUGUGAUUUUUGUCAAACAAUGAUGGGAAGAAAGUUAAGUAUGAGCAUAAAUUGGAAAUUAAAGUAAAAGUAUUUGAAAAAUGUUAUCGAUUGUUAAUUCGAAAUCAUUAUUUUGAAUUUUUUAAUAGUUUUAUGGAAUUCUUUAUAUAGGAUGUUUCAAAAUAAGUCUUUUAUAUUUCUUAUUUAUUAUGUUUUUAUUAUAUUUUAAUUUUUCUAAAUAGUCGCUUUAUUUUAUCAUGAAAAUAUUAAUUGAAACAAAAUUGCUAAGUUUAUAAAAAAUAUAGUUUUUUAUAAUAUAAUUCCUAAAAAGAUAAAAUUUUAUGAAUAAAAAAAUAAGAAAUAAUACUUGUUUUGAAAUAUCUUGUACGCAAUAUCGAAUUGCCUCUAGAAAACUUCAUUUUUGAUGCGCAACACAAAGGAUGGUCUCGAAUUCACGAUUGAUACUGUAAUUCGAGUUUACUGUAAGCUAAUGAUCGUAAUUCUUGUUGAAUAGCGUUUCUUGCGCGUUUUAAUGGGAUGUAACGAAAGCCCCUUGUUCCAGGGAUAUACGAACAUACUGGAUUGUGAAAUAAUAUGUCGAUUUUAAAUUUAGUCACGUAAAAAGAAGACAACAUAAAAUAAAUUGUCUGGUUAAAGGAUUUUCGAAAAAUUGCGUUUUACCAUCUUUAUUCUUUGUUACAAUCGAAUGUCAUUUGUUUUAUGCAAUCGAAGAGUAUUGGAUGUCGAAAGUAAAAAAAAAUUUUAAAACUAAUUUAAAAAAUUGUCUAAAUCAUGUUUCAUCGAAGAUCUUCACAAAAGAACAAAUGAUAUAUAUCCAUGGAACGAUCGAAUGCUUUCUUCCCUCAUGUGUUUGCUUUGUAACUCGAAACAGGCUAUAUAGAUUCAUUUCCUCUUCUUUUUAUAUGGUGAACCUCGAUCGCUUUCUAUGCGAUACGAUCGUUUUCUUUCUUUUUCUUUUGUGCUAUUAAAUGAGAGCGCGAUUGACGUUACACCAUAAAUUAAUUCAUAAAUAUUAUUAUUAAUAUUUCUAUUCCUAUUAUUAUUAAUAUUAAUGUUUACAUAUAUAUAUAUAUAUAUAUAUAUAUAUAUAUACAUACAUAAACACAUAUAUAUUAUAUAUGUGUAUAUAUAUUAUAUAUGUGUAUAUAUAUAUAUAUAUAACAGAUCCAUUUAAUAUUUUCCAAGAAAUAUGUAUUUAUAUUCAUAUAUAUAUACAAACAUUUGAAUAUAAUUAUCUAAAUCGGCGUUAACCUAUUCAAAUUAAUUUUUAUCACGCAAUGCGAUCACAAUGAUCAGACAAAUGACAAUUUCUUCAUUUAAUCUAUUAUUUUCAUUCGGCUUUGUGUUAUUUUUUAUAAUUAGUAGCUAUUUCUGAUUAGUCUGGUGAUUUGGAUCGUUUUGGUGAUUUUUGUCUUUUUAAUAUGGCGAAAUCGUGUGUCAAAGUGCCUAAAAUCAUCGAUCGCGAAUGUAAUCUAUGUGAUCUACAGCUCAGUUUUGACGAUCGACUUCUCGUUUUUUAUGUAAAUACACAGAAGAGUCGGUUGGGAUAAUAAUAAGCUAUUACCAGAUA
Molecule: messenger RNA, 8126 nt
Organism: Apis cerana (Asiatic honeybee)
Lineage: Eukaryota; Metazoa; Arthropoda; Insecta; Hymenoptera; Apidae
Cellular component (GO): cytoplasm
Molecular function (GO): glycosyltransferase activity
Source: RefSeq, a predicted model, not a curated record